Gavia stellata (red-throated loon) is the source of this 756-nucleotide messenger RNA. RefSeq names its product interleukin-2 receptor subunit alpha. The record is from RefSeq and is a predicted model, not a curated record. The transcript is spliced from 7 exons. NCBI's taxonomy places the organism in Eukaryota, Metazoa, Chordata, Aves, Gaviiformes, Gaviidae. Gene Ontology annotation, molecular function: interleukin-2 binding; interleukin-2 receptor activity. Gene Ontology annotation, biological process: inflammatory response.
AUGUGAACAAGUCCCAUGGAGCUCAAGUGCCUUUUGAUGUGGCUCUUGUUUGGAUCAGUCAAGGGGAGCAAGCCAGAAGAAUGCCCAGAUCUUCCAAGAACCGAAUUUGCUGAUGUUACUGCUGAAACGUAUCCACUGGGGACCAAACUGUAUUAUGAAUGUGACAGUGGCUAUGCGAGAAGAAGUGGCCAGUACUUGGGAAUUCGGUGUCAGAGUACACAGCAGGUUGCUUCUUGGGUCUACAAGGAAUUUGAAUGCAUUGAUGAGAAGAUUUUAUUGUCAACGGCUCCCAUGAUGGAGUUAGAUUUUGCACAGAAGCCAGACAGAAAAACACAGAGCCCUGCACCCCAGAAGCGACAAAACCUUUCGGAGUUUGACCAGAAAGAUUUUUGUGGUCCUCCCAAGACUAUUCCACACGCCUCUUUAAGCCCGAACAAACAGUAUUACGUGGGACAAGUAUUACAUUUCAAAUGCCAAAGAGGUUACGAUAAGCAACCUCCCACCUCUGGCACCCGCAGGUGCGAGAAGGUGAACGGCAAAAUCAUCUGGACACCCCUUGACAUGCGAUGCACCAAUGACAGCAGCUAUAGCAGUGAGUGGCCGCCACAGACUAUUAAGCCAGAUCCGCCUGUUUCCCUGUGGUGUCCGGUUCAGAGUGUUCCAGGUUCAACUCAUCCAUCCUUUUCCUCAUCUGUGAUACUGCCAGUGACAGCUAUCUUUUUUGUUCUGCUUAUCGUUCCUGCUGUCUUUGUGUGA